Aphidius gifuensis is the source of this 731-nucleotide messenger RNA. It is a transcript of the gene mge, whose product is annotated as mitochondrial import receptor subunit TOM22 homolog. Gene Ontology annotation, cellular component: mitochondrial outer membrane. Bases 135 to 539 code for a protein of 134 amino acids. The transcript is spliced from 3 exons. Gene Ontology annotation, biological process: intracellular protein transport. The record is from RefSeq and is a predicted model, not a curated record. Lineage: Eukaryota; Metazoa; Arthropoda; Insecta; Hymenoptera; Braconidae.
AGAACAAAAAAAAAAGACAGAAAAAAAAAGUCAAAGUGCAGAUCAGUGCAACGAAAUAUAUAUAAAAAUAAUUGAACAUCUAUAUAAAUAAUAAUUAAUUAAACACAUAAAUAAUUAAUAAAUAAUCGUUGUUAAUGGCAACCAUUGAAGAAAUUGAUGUUCAAGAAGACAGUGGAAUGGGCAGCAGUGACAUUCAUUCACCAGAAAUUAAAUCUAUCCUCCCUGAUGAUGAGGAAGAUGAAGAGGAUGAAACUAUUGCUGAGAGACUUCUUGGUCUCACAGAGAUGUUCCCUGAAGAUGUAAGAAGAGUUGUUUGGAAUUUGGGUACAGGAUUGACAUCAGGAUUAAAAAGUUUCUAUUCAUUUUCUUGCUCUGCAACAUGGAUUAUGUUCAGUUCAUCAGCAAUAUUAUUUGCACCAAUAUUAUUUGAAGUUGAAAGAUCACAAAUGGAAGAAGCACAACGUCUUCAUCAAAAACAAGUACUAUUGGGUUCACGUGUAGGAACAGGAAUGGCAAUGGCACCACCAGUACCACGAUAAAUUAAUAAAAACAAUUUGAUAUAAAAUAACUAAUAUCAACAACUUGUUUCUACAAAAAAAAGAAAUUAAUUUUCAUAAAAUAUUAACAAAUAGAAGGAAAAGAACAAACUGCAUUUUUUAAAUACAUAAAUUUUUUGUUGUUAUUAUUUAAUUAAAAAUGAAUAAAUAAUAAAUAAUUAAAAAUAGAUAAAA